Messenger RNA from Fundulus heteroclitus (mummichog), 2918 nucleotides. RefSeq names its product lysyl oxidase homolog 3. The transcript has 13 exons. Bases 183 to 2615 code for a protein of 810 amino acids. NCBI's taxonomy places the organism in Eukaryota, Metazoa, Chordata, Actinopteri, Cyprinodontiformes, Fundulidae. Gene Ontology annotation, cellular component: membrane. The record is from RefSeq and is a predicted model, not a curated record.
UUUUUUUUUCACAUCUGUGGUCUACUGAUACACUUUAGCUCUAAGGCGUCACUCAGAUUAAAGAUAAGGGGAUAAAACAGGAAGAAGACUCAAAUAAAUGAUGAGAGGACAAAUCCACAAGACAAGACAAAUAAAAGAGGACAAGUCCAUCAGGCACUGAAAAGAUAGAAACAGACAUUCAGAUGGACAUGGAUCACUGCACAGUGAUGGUGCUGCUGCUUCUGCGGUGGAGCUCAGUGCUGGAGGCUGAAGUAAACUACACCUCAGCAGGAGCUCUGUGUGAAACAGCUAAAGCUGACAUUGUGAUCUUACUCGACGGGUCUUCGAGUAUUCACCACCAAGACUUUGCAAAUAUCAGAAGAUUUAUUUCUGAAAUAGUUAAACACUUCCAUAUUGGCCCCAACAGUGUCCAGAUUGGUCUGACUCAGUACAGUAACAGACCAGAGAUCGAGUGGGGACUGACCACACACAACACCAAAAGGUCUCUGCUGAGGGCCAUCAACAACAUACAGCAGCUUCAGGGUUCCACAGAAACAGGAAGAGCUCUGCAUCACGUUCUACAUCGGAGCUUUAAACCAACUGUGGGGAUGCGUGCCGACUCGAAAAAAAUGGCAGUUUUAAUCACAGAUGGACAAUCACAUGAUGAUGUGGAGUCUUCUGGAAGGAACCUGAAAGACACUGGAAUUGAAACAUUCGUGAUUGGCAUAGGUGAUUCUGUUGAAAUUGUUGAACUGCAGCUCAUCGCUUCUGGAGCUUUUGAAACACACUUAUACUUAACGCCGGAGUCCGAAUCCCUCGAAGGUGUAAUAAACAUCCUCACCAGCCACCUCUGUCAUAGUGCUACUACCACAGACUCUGUCAGAUUUGUGAAUGGAACCGGUCUGUGUUCAGGCAGACUGGAAAUAAAAACCUCCCAGUCUGACCAGUCCAAUCAGUCCUGGGCCGCAGUGUGUGAAGCUGACUUUGACCAGCAGGAUACAGAGGUGGUCUGUAGGGAGCUUGGCUGUGGGCCUCCUUCAGUCCUCCAGGGGACGCUCUAUGGAGAGCUUGGAGCUCCAUCAUGGACACCAGAGUUCCAGUGUGAGGGAACAGAAUCUUCUCUGCUGGACUGCAAAAGAUCAGCCUCAGUUAGAAAAACCUGCUCACCUGGCAAAGCUGUUGGACUCACCUGUUCAGAACCUGUCAGGUUGGUGGGAGGAGCCAGUCGCUGUGAAGGAACACUGGAGGUGAAACGAAGAGAGUGGAGACCAGUUAAAGGUCCAGACUGGUUCCUUAAGGACGCAGCUGUUGUCUGUGAACAGAUGACCUGUGGUUCUGCUGUUUUUGUUGAAAAACACGAAGAUUCCUCAGUCAGCUCUGUGUGGUGGAUCAGUUCUGACUGUCUUCAGUCUGGAUAUCCUCUGAAAGAGUGUGCAUCAGGAGAUUCUUCUUCUAGCAUCCUGGAUGUUACCUGUUUAAUCUCUGUCAGGUUGGUGAAUGGAACCAGUUUGUGUUCAGGCAGACUAGAGGUGAAAUCCUCCUGGUCUCACCAGUCGAACCAGAACUGGUCUACAGUAUGUGACACUGACUUUGACCAGCAAGAUGCUGAGGUGGUCUGUAGGGAGCUUGGCUGUGGGUCUCCUUCAGCCUUCCAGGGAGCGCUCUAUGGAGAGGUCGAAACUCCAAAGUGGACCACAGAGUUCCAGUGUGGAGGAACUGAAUCAGCUCUUCUGGAUUGUAAAAGAUCAGGCUCUGUUAGAAACAGCUGCUCAUCAGGCAAAGCUGUUGGACUCACCUGCUCAGAACCUGUCAGAUUGCUGGGAGGAGCCAGUCGUUGUGAAGGAACACUGGAGGUUAAACUGGGAACAUGGAGACCAGUAGAUGCGUCAGGUUGGACCAUGAAUGAAGCAGAUGCAGCCUGCAGAGAGUUGGACUGUGGUUCUGUUGUCUUAUUGGAAACCAGAAAUGAUUCUUCAUCCAGACCAGUUUGGAAGAUUGAGCUUGGCCUGCUUAAAUCUGGAUCUACACUGAGGGAGUGUGCAUCAUCAUCAUCAUCAUCAUCAUCAUCAUCAUCAUCAUCAUCUCAGUCUUUCUCCAUUGUGAUGCUUGUAUGCACAGACCUGCUGGUUCAGCCAAUCAUUUUGGUGUCCUCCAAGGAUGAGGUCACCUCUGCCCUCCACCAGAGGUCAGCAAGAGUGUCUCAGGGCUCCAGCUUCACCAUCAGCUGCUCCAUUCAGCCACAGUAUCCAGGGGGCUCCUUCCAGCUCUCCCUCACCUUUUCCAACAUAACAUACAGCUACACCCAGCUAGCGAUCAAUCACUCUGCACACUUCCUGUUCCCUGCUGCAGAGCUGUCCCACAGAGGAAGUUACAGCUGUGUUUAUAAAGUCCAUGUUUUUAGUCAUAACUUCUCCUCUGUAAGCCAUCUGCUGACUCUGACUGUCUCAGAUCCAACAGUUUUCAUCAUCAGAACCUUGGUCCUGCUGCCUAGUCUACUGAUCUUCAUCUCUCUGAUUUACUGCAGCCAUAAGACCACCAAGGGGCAGAAGACGGUUCCACAAAAGAACCUAAAGCUGAAUCCUGGAAGAGCGGAAGGAGAACAGGUGGAAGAAGAUCAGGAGGAGGCAGCUGUUUAGCGUCUCCACGUGGUGGAGAACACAUACUGACGGAAAAAGCUCUUUAAAUGAAAACCAAACGAAAACAACAAAUCACUCAAUCACAACCAACCCCCUGGUCCUCUGUUCCUCAGUCCGAACGCCAUGAAGUUUUGUUCCUGCUUUCAUACCUCUCCGUCCCUCAUGUUCCUGGGGUAUCAUCAUAUCUAUUGCUUGUCCCACAUACUGUCCCAGGGCGACUGUGGCCUGAUGGGUUGAGUAGUUGUCAGGCAAUCAGAAGGUUGUGGGGUCGAUUCCAGCUUGUGGGUUCGAUUCCCCUUGGGU